Blepharisma stoltei is the source of this 874-nucleotide messenger RNA. The record is from the annotation of a GenBank genome assembly. NCBI's taxonomy places the organism in Eukaryota, Ciliophora, Heterotrichea, Heterotrichida, Blepharismidae.
AUGUUUAUAUUGCUAUCAUUACUAACCUUAUUCCCUUUCUCUUGACUAGAAAGUAAAAUAUCUUGCUGUCAACUAAGGCGGAAAAUUUUUUCUAAUAUUUUGGAAAUACAUAAAGCAAAAAAUCUAAUUUAAUUUAUGAGACUAUCUGUUUUAAUUAAUAUAUAAUUUGCUUGAGGUUUCAUUAUUAUCGUCAAUUAACUAUAUAUUAAAAUACUGUUUACAUCAAAAAAAAAAUAAAAAAUUGUUUGCUCCUCGAUUACAUUUUUCAAAAAACUGGAUUUUCUAAGGUGUUUGCUCGCCAGCCUAGGGACAGUUAGGCCUUGCCCAAGAUAGUGAUGCAUUGGCAAGAAGAACCAAGCUUGGUACUUGUCUUUUCCUGGUCCGUUCAAAGCUCUCUCAUGACCAGGAUGAGUUUGAGCCAUUCUUCCAAUCUUUUCCUCAAGAAAUCUCAGACCUAGUGAUGAACAAGGCAGUGGCCGACAUGUUAAGUCAAUGUAUAGAAGAUAUUUCAGAAGAGGAAGCCAGGGAGCUUAUGAUGAAAUUUCACAACAGUGAAGAUCUUCCUGUCACUAAUCAUAUCAAAUUCGACAAAGAAGAAUUCAAAGCAAAAGGAGACUUCCAGCUGACUCCAGAGCAGGUAAAGUUGUUUGACGAAAUUAAGGAAGCACAGGAAAAAAUUAAAGCAGCUGAAGGAGAUUAUGGACAAGAAGAAGACUUGAACCCUAAUAGAGAGCCACUUCCUUUAGCUCACUUUGGAUGGAGCUAUAUCCUCAUAAUUUUCGGAGUUUUUGGAGCAUUUUUCUACUUCGCAAUCAAAUUGGUUUUAGCUGCAGACGCACCUAAGAAGUCAAAGAAGAAUAAAAAAACUAAUUAA